Ipomoea nil (Japanese morning glory) is the source of this 2105-nucleotide messenger RNA. RefSeq lists its product as uncharacterized. The record is from RefSeq and is a predicted model, not a curated record. The transcript has 5 exons. Bases 114 to 1763 code for a protein of 549 amino acids. Lineage: Eukaryota; Viridiplantae; Streptophyta; Magnoliopsida; Solanales; Convolvulaceae.
UCAAGUCGUCGCGAGACUUUAACCCUCGGCCCUCGCAUUCUAACAGAACCAAAAUCCAAUUUCUCAAACAUUCUGUGAUUUUCGCCUCAUCAAAUCUGCUAUCCAGGGGUGUCAUGGCUGCUGAUGGUGGGUGGCUCUCUGAAGACGUUCCUGAAUUUGGAGCAAUCUUCAUGUCCAACAGAAGUACAAAGGAUGAAUGUUUCAAUAAAAGAGUCUUUGGACUUCCGCUGUCUUCUGCUAAUUUUGUGAAGAAUGUCAAAGCUGGAAUGUUUUUGUUUCUUUUUGAAUAUGAGCAGCGGAAUCUUUAUGGGGUUUUUAAGGCUACUUCAGAUGGUGGAAUGAAUAUUAUACCUCAAGCAUAUCGUUCAUUGGGAAUGUCCUUUCCUGCACAGGUUCGCUUUCGUAUUGUUUGGAGAUGUCAUCCCCUUUCUGAGAAUUGUUUUCGUGAUGCUAUUAGAGACAACUACUAUGCACCUAACAAGUUUAGGUUUGGUUUGUCUGAGGAACAGGUUCAGAAGCUUUUAUGGCUGUUUGACACUAGUAGGUCCAGCAGAGUUCAAAAACCUCUAGUAUUCGAGAACUUGAAGAGAAGGUCCAUCGAAUCUUCUGAUAGGAAGAUAGAUUUUGCUACAGCGCGAAUCAGUGAGAAUUCUUCGUCUGGAAGUCAGUUAAUUCAGUUGCAGAGAGGUCUUGAUCAGUGCAGGAGUACUUCUAAUAAUUCAUUGUUGCUUGAAAACCCCGGGACACCAGUUAAGCAGGCAGACAGUAGAUUUACUUCAAAACAUGGAUUUACAGCUCAAGUUAGUAAGGAUUCUUCAUCAGGAAGUCUGUUAAUUCAAUUGCAGACAGGACCUGACUGCAAGAAUACUUCUAAUGAUUCAUUGUUACUUGAAGAUUACAUACCAUUAUCUGAUCCCGAAGAUUGUGACCCUGUAAACUCUGGUGAUGGAAAUGAUCAAAGUGACUCUGAACUUCACCCCAUAGUGAGGAGGCUCUACUCUGACACUAAACAGAAAAGGCGGAGUGUGUUUACUCGGUUGCAAUGUGGCUCACAAGAAUUGGGAGAAAACUCUCGUAAGAAUAUAAAUUAUCUUUCUCAUACAAAAUGGGAUUCAGAGUCUUCAUCUUUUGAACAAGAAAGUGAAAGAAAAUCUGGGGUUCCUCAAUCAGUGCACAGAAAAUUGAAGAAAUUGGAGUGGAGACAUGAAAAGUGGAUGGUGGAGGAUAUAACUCCAAGUAAGAAGGCCAAUGUGUUUUCCCGCAUUAGUUUUCCUCCAGACUUCCCUAUGUAUGACAGGGACAGAGAAGUUAACAGUCUCUCUAGAUUGAACAGUACAUACAAUGCGAGCUCCUAUCUUAACGAAGCAAAUGAGAAUGCAAAAAAGAGAAGCCACCAAGUACCUAUCCCAGACCAUUCAGAUGGUAAGAAUAUCAGCAUGUCAAUCCAAGUGGAGAUGCUUGGAAAUUCAGAAAGAGUUGAAGUAAACUUAAAGGACUCAUCAAGCCCGGUGAAAGUGAAACUAACAUCUCACCAUCUGGAUUUCAAUCAUGUUCAUGAAAGAAGAACGUUGAAAACACUUAAUGUGAUUGAGGAAAUGGACAGCCGUCAAGUGUUUAAAGAGCCUUUUCCUGAAGAUGAACAUCACAAGAGGAAGAAAUUGAUGAGGUCAACAGGUAGUGAUUUCUCAAAUUGCAUCAUGGCUGCACCAUGCCCUGUUGCUAGUGAAGGUGGCACGAAAAAGGCUUUGAGGUUGAGAGACUGACAUGAGCUAGCUAUAAGUGGUUACAUAGUAGUAUCAGAACAAUGAGAAAAAAGGCAUUUAGAAAAUGGUGUUGCUUUCUUGAGUCACAGAGAUUUUUGCUCAUGGCAUGCUACAAAAGCUCUCCAGGGGUAAAGCACUUUACUUCUACAUCACAUCAUCCUCUCUAUGCAUUUUCUUAUGAGUAUUAGUAUAGAGCUUGUAAAUACUUUGACUCUCAAUGAUGGCUGAAACCUCCUCCUCUAAACAACUUCUGUUGAUUUGCUUAUACAUUCUUGUGUGUAAACUAUGUUGCUCCUUUUCUGAGUUUUUGUUUGAAUGUGUGGAUUACGCUAGGAACCCUUC